Messenger RNA from Photinus pyralis (common eastern firefly), 2054 nucleotides. RefSeq names its product venom carboxylesterase-6-like. The transcript has 12 exons. The record is from RefSeq and is a predicted model, not a curated record. The coding region runs from base 284 to 1957 and encodes 557 amino acids. NCBI's taxonomy places the organism in Eukaryota, Metazoa, Arthropoda, Insecta, Coleoptera, Lampyridae.
UGUCAAGCUCAAGGCUAUUCGGUCACUUACUUCUUGGUGUCCAAAGUACCUACUUCCCAAUAACGACCCGAAGUUAAUAGCCUUGCCUAAGCGGCAUUUAAGUGUUGGAUCAUUUGUAACUUGUCUAUAAUUGCAAACCUACCGAUUCUAAAAAAGAGGCAAUAGAAAUUCCGUAAUCAAGUACCAAUUAGACUGUCGACGUCAGUGAUUAUUCGAUUACGGAAAUAAUUUACUUACCAAGUGAAGAGACACCACGAGUAUACUGAUUGUACUUGCAAGUGCAAUGAUCGCCGUUGCCUUCGUAUGGUUCGCUACACUGCUCCACGUGGCGCGUUCUUACGGGUCUGAGCCACACGUGGAAAUUCGGCAGGGUAUCUUGAAAGGCUCAACGCAUAAGACGUGGAGUGGACAAACCUUUCUGGCAUUUCAGAGUAUUCCGUAUGCCGAACCUCCUGUAGGAAACAGACGAUUUCAGCCUCCAGUACCCGGUAAGUCCUGGCGAGGUGUUUUUGACGCAACCAAGCCACACGCAGCUUGUCCCCAAGUAUCUAUAUUUCUGUACAAUAACUCAGCCUCAGAGAGCGAAGACUGCUUGUUUCUUAACGUGUACACUCCUAACACAACUGAUCUUUUACCAGUGGUCUUCUUUAUCCAUGGCGGUGGUUUCAUGUGUGACGACAGCAAUAUGGACAUGUACGGUCCGCACAUUCUACUUGAUCGGGACAUAGUUUUGGUUACAUUUAACUAUCGAUUGGGUGCGUUUGGAUUUCUCAGCCUGGAGGAUGAGGCGUUGCCUGGGAAUAACGGGUUAAAGGAUCAAAGUUUGGCUCUACGAUGGGUUAAGGACAACAUCCGCAGCUUUGGAGGUAAUCCUGACAGCGUCACGAUUUUUGGCAAUUCUGCAGGAGGAGCGAGCGUGUAUUAUCACGUACUGUCGCCACUUAGCAAAGGAUUAUUUCAUGCUGCCAUAUCCAGCAGUGGUAUUGCCACGAGUACCUGGGCGUUGACAAGGAAGGGCGUUGCGCGUGAGUUCUGCAGAAAGCUCGCCGAUAGAUUGAAUUGUCCUGUAUCUCCAAGUCAAACCACAGUAAAAUGCUUGCAGGCAGUCAGCUUUGGUGAAAUUUCCAAAGAAGUUUUAAAACUAUUGCUGAGCGACUUAGAGCACAGUAUGCUGUUGACCCCUAUUAUUGAACCCAAAUUACCUGGAGCGUUUAUAAGUGAUCACCCGGUUGAUGUAAUUAGGUCAGGAAAAUUUUCCCACGUGCCAUACAUGACCGGCAUAACGACCAAUGACGGCGCCCUUUUAUCCGCUCGGAUGUAUAGUAACCCACCCACUAGGAGUUUAAAUGAAGAUUUUGAGGAUACCGUCUCGACAAUUUUCUAUUAUGAGAAUCUCACCACCAUACAGAACGUUUCAAAGGAAAUUAGAAAAUUUUACGUUCAAGAUAAGCCCUUUGAUCACAACACCAAGGCUGACCUUACGGACAUAGGCACCGACGUAUUCUUUUACUACCCCGCCAGGGCAACGAUAGAGCUCCAUGCCAAAUAUUCAACCCAGCCUGUGUACUUCUACUUAUUUGGUUACAGGGGUUCAUACACCCACUUAUCGGAUUACGGGGACACCUCCUACAACUACGGUGUUGUUCAUUCUGACGACAUCGUCUACCUCCUGAGUGACGCACAACUGGCCCUCCACAACUCAACUACAACAGAUAUACAAAUGCGGACAGUUAUGACAACGCUAAUAGACAACUUUGCGAAGAGAGGGGACCCGACCUCCAAACUCGACUGCUUCAUCACGCAAAAAUGGGAACCCGUAAAGCGUAACAAGUUCAAUUACUAUGCAAUAAUGGGACCAAACGAUCUCAGAACGGAAUCGACUCUUUACGAAGAACGCUAUAAUUUCUGGAGGAAACUGCCUGUUUUCUGUGAAUUGCAUGAUGAAUUGCUGAGAUAAAAGUCGCGUUUAACUUAUUUUGUCACAGUAAUAGUGUCUUUGUACGUCGCUUUUGUUAAUAAAAUACUGUAACGUAAAUUUAAUUACGUAUAAAUAA